CUCGGGUGAUAACACCUGAAUGAACUUCAGAAUUAUAUACAUAGAAGACCUUGAGGCAUACUCCGUAUGUAUAUCUUGUUUUUUCAUUCAUAGCAGCUCUCACGAUGUACUGCCCACAAACCCUUUUCCAGAGGACCUAACUGUAAUUAAAGAGGCCUUCUUGGUGUGUAAAAUCCACACAAUUAAUGGAGAAUGCAACCUUUUGCUCCAAAGUUCUUCAGGAUCUUCGGCCCAUGUGGAUGAUAUAUUUUGCAAUUUCUUUAAAUGCAAUUUUGAGUGCCACAGCCACUUUGGGAAACAUCGUGAUUUUCGUGGCUCUCGGUCGGGAUAAUCAGCUUCAUAUGUCAACAAGGCUUCUCUUUCGUUCUCUGGCACUAACGGAUCUCGGUGUUGGACUUAUUUCGCAGCCUUGUUUUGUGAUCUACCUUCUUUUGGUCGUUACAAAAAGGUUAAAUGAUUGUGAAAGAACUGAAAGUGUAAUGCAGGUAUCUACAGCUCUCCUUUGUAGCAUUUCACUUUGCACAUUAACCGCAGUCAGUAUAGACAGACUUCUUCUUCUUAAGCUGGGGCUAAGACACAGAUGUGUUGUAACCGUAAAGCGAGUGAAAGAAGUCGUUUUUCUUUCGUGGACGGUGUUUCUUUCGAUUGGAGUGUUAUACUUUUUGAACACAACUAUCUUCACUAUGACUGUUUGCGCGAGUGUUCUGCUAUGCCUUCUAGCGUCGGCGUACUCCUACAUUUCAAUAUAUUUCUCCUUACGAUGUCGAAUUGCUCGAAUUUUGCAACAGAAUGCUCACGAUCAACGCAAGGUCUUCCGGCCACGAAAUUUGUUAAGGUAUAAAAGGACAGUCUCUACCUCAUUAUGGGUCUACUUUAUACUGGUGGUGUCCUAUCUGCCAUUCGUUCUUGUACAGGUGACAAGGACUCGCCUUGGAGAUAGCCGGUCCAUUGUUAUCGCAGAAGGAUGCACUACAUCUCUAGUUUAUCUUAAUUCCACACUGAACCCGUUCAUUUACUGUUGGAGGAUUAGAGAAGUGAGGAAAGCGGUUAAAACAAUGGUUCAACGAAUCGGUUUGUUCUUUCUCCGAAUAGUUACCGCGGUGCUUCCAUAAUUUAUUAAAAAUUGUUGGGCUUUUAAGGCUUGAAGAAAAUAAGGGAGUGAGAAAAAAGAUAGUUGAUGUAAAGCAUACUAUUGCGAAAUAUCCGCUGCUGAGGUUAGGAGAGGUGAGGAACAGGGAUGGCUCCGCGGGUAGAAUGCAAGAUUGCUCGCCAGUCGAUUUCACGGUCGGUGUUUCGAAAGGAAGACUGGCAGCUCCGAAUGAAAAAAAAAUUAUGCUAACGAACAUCUGCUCAAUACACACUGAAAAGUGAUCCACUGUCCAUCAAUCACAAAUGUGCUUCAACGAGAUAAUACCAGAAAGACAAUACAAGCUUAUCUAAGUUAAUCAAUAUCUUGCAAUUUAAAUUCGUAUUUACAGAAAUAGUUAGGGUGAUGUUGGAAUAAGUACGAAAACAACUGAGAGACAUUUCAAGGUGUCAUUUAGGGGUGGGCAUAUUUAAACAGCUGAUGUGAAAAAGGAAUAUUAUAUGGCAAUUUGAUUUAAUCAGAAAGAUGCCACUUUUUAAGCCCGGGUGUUGAAUACAGAAACAAGAUAUUCGUUUUGUCUUCCGCGUAGGACGAGGAGGAUAUUUGAGAACCCAACGAAGAUUCAAAGCUCAGAUCUUGAAUUUACGGUCCGUUUCUCUGCUACUGUGGUAAAUAGUGAACUUAGGCAUAUAUUUGGCACGUACGUAGUAAGUGUCCUGAGUACUUCUGAAAACUGAGAAUUAAUUCCUCGUGGGUGAACCAAGAUAUUUUCUUUGUACUGCUCCCGCGACAAAAAAAAAAAAAAAAAACACUUACUGCAUUAUCUACCAUAAGAAAAUUUUUGGUCUUU
This is a messenger RNA of Pocillopora verrucosa, 1937 nucleotides long. Its product is annotated as adenosine receptor A3. Gene Ontology annotation, biological process: G protein-coupled receptor signaling pathway. NCBI's taxonomy places the organism in Eukaryota, Metazoa, Cnidaria, Anthozoa, Scleractinia, Pocilloporidae. The record is from RefSeq and is a predicted model, not a curated record. Gene Ontology annotation, cellular component: plasma membrane. Gene Ontology annotation, molecular function: G protein-coupled receptor activity.